UGUCAGUCUGUUCCUGUCUGAAGUAUUCACAAUGAUCCGUCAUAUCGCUCUCCUGCUUACUCUCUGUGUUGUUACACAAUGUUGCCCCAGAAUCAUUAGCAAAUCCCAGUGGAAAGCUAAAUCUCCCAGAUGCAUUGCUAAUGUAAUGAAAACGCCUGUGCCAUACGUAGUGAUCCAUCACACGACCGGCGGAGGCUGCACAAACCAAGCGUCAUGUAGUGAAAAAGUCAGAAACAUACAAAACUACCAUAUCAAUUCUCAAAAGUGGUGUGACGUUGGAUAUAGCUUCCUUGUAGGGGAAGAUGGAAAUGUGUACGAAGGACGUGGAUGGAAUCGAGUUGGAGUUAGUGCUCCAAGCUACGGUAGCAGGUCUAUUGGAAUCAGCGUCAUAGGAGACUUUACUAGCAGGAACCCCAAUUCAGCUGCUCAGAAUGCUGUAAGGAGUCUGAUCGCUUGUGGGAUCUCAAAAGGCUUUAUCCAAAAAAACUAUAGGCUGAGGGCACACCGAGAUGUGACCAGUACAUCAUGCCCUGGAAACGCAUUCUACAAUCUCAUCAAGAAAUGGCCUAAUUAUAAAAAAUAAGCUGCAACAUUAUAUGUACUUGACGCAAACCCUUGUAUCUCUUGCUCUGCUGAAACAUGUACCUGCAACUAUCACAUCACUCUGUCCUAUUAAAUAUUGCUACACAGAAAAGUCAGCAUUAAAAGCAACUUCAUAAAAAUAUGUCCAGCUUACUAUAUAAAAAUACUAUGGGGCCGAUUUAUUAAGCAGGGGAUGCUGCUUUUUGUGCACGAGCUUCCUGGCUUACCGGAAACAGAAUUUAAUAAGCAGCGAUCGUAACUUGCCCGCUACCUUCUAGGUGGCGGACUGCAAUCAUCCUGAUCAGAUACGAUCAGGAUGAUUGAGACCCCCAGCUAGCGGCCGAUUGUCCGUGAAUGUGCAGGGGUCAGCAUUGCACAAGCAUUUCACCAGAACUGCUUUUGCAAUGAUAAAUGCCGACAGCGUAUGCAUUUAGCGAUGUCGGGCGGACAUGACUCACUACAGCAAAUCAUGUCCGCAAGACAUUUGAUAAAUCGGCCCCUAUGUCUUAAUAUUAUAAUUAAAAAAUCUCACCAGUUCCAUGUCUUUGUGGAUAAAGGACAACUAAAUGCAGUAGAAUUGCAUAAUUAACAAGUGCAUACCAAAAACACAAUGCGAUAGCAUUUAAUCUAAAUUCUAAAUAAGCAGUAGAUUUUUUUUCUGACAAAUUUAUUUUCCCCCCAUCUGCCGGCCCCCUAUAUCAUGUGACAGCCAUUGGCCAAUCAAAGACCGGUAUAUGUAUAUUCUGUGAACGUGUGCACAUGCUCAGUAGAAGCUAGUGCCUCAGAAAGUGUGUAUAUACAAAGAUUGUGCAAAAUGUUAUAAUAGAAUAAAUUGGAAAAUCUCUUAAAACUUCUGCUCUAUCUGAAUCUUGAAAGUUUCAUUUUGACUUUUGUCCCUUUAAAGUACCUUGGUCUCAAGUGUUAACUGGGAAAGCUUGUGACAAUAUCCCUGCCCUUUAAACUGUAUCAUUGUGAAGUGGAACAAGGGUCAGGUUUAUUUUUAGGGAAAAUACAUAGAAAAGUGUUAUAUGAUGUUGUUGUCAAAACUGACUCUUCAAAUUAAUUUCUUAAGCUCUGUAUCUACAUUUAUUCGCAAACAGUAAAUUUAAAGUGAAAUAAAUGAGAAAUCUAUGCUUAAAA
This is a messenger RNA of Bombina bombina (fire-bellied toad), 1722 nucleotides long. Its product is annotated as peptidoglycan recognition protein 1. Gene Ontology annotation, molecular function: N-acetylmuramoyl-L-alanine amidase activity; zinc ion binding; peptidoglycan binding. The coding region runs from base 32 to 583 and encodes 183 amino acids. The record is from RefSeq and is a predicted model, not a curated record. Gene Ontology annotation, biological process: innate immune response; peptidoglycan catabolic process. NCBI's taxonomy places the organism in Eukaryota, Metazoa, Chordata, Amphibia, Anura, Bombinatoridae. The transcript has 4 exons.